AUGAAAGUGCUUUGCCUCCAUGGUCGAGGGACUAGUGGCUCUAUCUUCAGGUCCCAAACUUCCUCAUUCCGCGCCAAACUUCCCAACGACAUUCAAUUUGACUUUAUCGAUGGCCCAUUCGAGUGUGACGCCGCUCCAGGAGUAGAUAUCUUCUACAGUCCGCCAUACUACUCUUUUUGGCAAAAUGACGGGGUCGAGUCCAUCCGAGCCACCUACAACUGGCUGACAGAUCAUAUCGCCAAAAAUGGCCCCUACGAUCUCGCGCUCAUGUUCUCUCAAGGCUGCGCCCUGGGAUCUAGUGCUCUCCUAUUCCACCACGAAGAGACACCCCACCUCCCGCCGCCGUUCAAAGCGGCUAUUUUUGUGUGCGGGGGUGCAUCGUUGGGUGUUCUGGAGGAAAUGGGCUUCCAUGUUUCUGCCGAGGCGCGCAGACGUGAUCUUGCUUCCCGGUCUGCGUUGAAUCAACAGGCUCGCUCGUCGGCUCUCUUGACCCAAGGUGGGGAUCGGUGGAUUGGUCUCAAAACUCUAGACAGCGGGCUCUCGGAGGCCGAAUUGCGGAGUGAGAUUACAAGUCCUUACCACAUCAAUAUUCCCACGGUACAUAUUUACGGCUCGAAAGAUCCUCGCUGGGCGGCUGGUGUGCAUCUUUCUGGUAUUUGUGAACCAACGAAACGUCGUACCUAUGAUCAUGGUGGUGGGCAUGAAAUUCCUAGGACGGCUACGGUGAGUAACUCGAUCGCAGAACUUUUCCAGUGGGCUGUUGCACAGAGUCAAAUUUCAACGUGA
Penicillium verrucosum is the source of this 786-nucleotide messenger RNA. Its product is annotated as putative EF-hand calcium-binding domain protein. The record is from RefSeq and is a predicted model, not a curated record. Gene Ontology annotation, cellular component: cytoplasm; nucleus. The coding region runs from base 1 to 786 and encodes 261 amino acids. NCBI's taxonomy places the organism in Eukaryota, Fungi, Ascomycota, Eurotiomycetes, Eurotiales, Aspergillaceae. The transcript is spliced from 2 exons.